This is a messenger RNA of Alnus glutinosa, 828 nucleotides long. RefSeq names its product G2/mitotic-specific cyclin S13-7-like. Gene Ontology annotation, molecular function: cyclin-dependent protein serine/threonine kinase regulator activity. Gene Ontology annotation, cellular component: cytoplasm; nucleus; centrosome. The transcript has a single exon. Lineage: Eukaryota; Viridiplantae; Streptophyta; Magnoliopsida; Fagales; Betulaceae. Bases 1 to 828 code for a protein of 275 amino acids. Gene Ontology annotation, biological process: mitotic cell cycle phase transition; regulation of cyclin-dependent protein serine/threonine kinase activity. The record is from RefSeq and is a predicted model, not a curated record.
AUGGGUAUUGCUAGUCUCCUUCGUUCAUUAUUGAAAAAGAAUGCGCACAAGACAAACGACGAGGUAGAAGAAGAUAUGUAUGGCUUUUAUAGGCGCAUUGAGAGCCAGAGCAGAGUGAAGAAGAAUUACUUGAAUGACAAGGUAAGACUCGUUCUUGUAGAUUGGCUGAUAGAAGUACAUACGGAAUUGGGUUUUGCGCCGGAGACUCUGUUUCUUGCUGUCAACAUUGCCGACCGCUUUCUCUCGGCGGUGGUUGUGCCGUGGUCUGAGUUGCAGCUGGUGUGUACCGCCGCCUUAGUCAUAGCCUGCAAAUAUGAAGAGGAAUGGUUCCCUUCUUCGGUCGAGUUCUUAUACAUCCCACAAACUUACUUCACAUGCUUAUUCGAUGCUUCUUUCAGUCAAGAAAAAAUCAAUUCCAUGGAAAAGAAAAUCCUAAACAAGCUGGGAUGGAAAAUUAUGGUUCCAACGAUCCAUUCUUUCUUGGUUGAAAUUCUUGCAUCUUCUGACUGUGGGGAUACUAACCAACUCUUGAAGAACAUGGCUUUCUAUUUGGGCGAACUUGCGAUGAGCGAUUAUGCUACCACUACAACGUAUUCACCGUCCAUGAUUGCUGCCUCUACCAUCUACGCAGCAAGAUCCUGCAUACUAAAACAGAGUCAUGGCUGGGAAAAAGCUCUUCAGAAGACUGGUUAUUCCAAACGACAACUAGCUUGCUGUGCUAAACUUCUUCUACAACUGGCUAAGAUGACUAAACAUGGGAUGCCGGAAAGAAAGGUUUUUGAGAAAUACUCGGAUUCUACAUGGGAUGCAGUUGCUCUAAUACCUUAA